This is a messenger RNA of Blumeria graminis f. sp. triticale, 534 nucleotides long. NCBI's taxonomy places the organism in Eukaryota, Fungi, Ascomycota, Leotiomycetes, Helotiales, Erysiphaceae. The record is from the annotation of a GenBank genome assembly.
AUGAAUCCCGAACUAUCUACCACCGCCACGUGCCCCGAAAGACCUCCGCCUGCCGCAUUUAUAAAAGCUAAUUAUGUACCCAAAGAAUCCACACCUAUUCCCAAGAAACAAGAGACAAUAGAAAAAGAAACCCCGUCGUCUCUUUGGACCGAUAUUUACAUUGAGCUCGUCUGCAACACUUUUAAGCCAUACAAUUGCGAUACAUUUAUGGCACACACUCAUAUUGCCUCGGCUAUUUCAGCAAAACUCGGUCAAUCGGCUCCACCCCUGACUUACCUUAUCGUAAGCACCUGCGAUAAUGUGUGCUGGGUUUGUGUUGCCAAAUCCGAUUUACUAAAAUUUGUCGACUCUGUCACAAGUUGGGAAGGCUAUGACAUACCUAUCGGCCGCAUAACAUGGAACUACAAGGGUGGAAGCAACUGGAUGUGUUUACUCGAGGAGUAUGAAAAGGAAAAAGCAAAGGAGAAAGCGGAAAACGAAAAGAAGGAAAAGGAGGAAAAGGAAAAGAAAGAAAAGGAAAAAGAGAAGGCGUAG